This is a messenger RNA of Talaromyces stipitatus ATCC 10500, 7689 nucleotides long. Its product is annotated as polyketide synthase, putative. Gene Ontology annotation, molecular function: phosphopantetheine binding; 3-oxoacyl-[acyl-carrier-protein] synthase activity; fatty acid synthase activity. The record is from RefSeq and is a predicted model, not a curated record. Bases 1 to 7587 code for a protein of 2528 amino acids. NCBI's taxonomy places the organism in Eukaryota, Fungi, Ascomycota, Eurotiomycetes, Eurotiales, Trichocomaceae. Gene Ontology annotation, biological process: secondary metabolite biosynthetic process; fatty acid biosynthetic process. The transcript is spliced from 7 exons.
AUGGGAGACUCUGGCAGCUCCAAACCAUCUGAAUGGACCCAGGUCAAUGGAUCGCAUACCUCGGACGAAAUGAUAUCCAAUGAAGCGGGCAGCGUAGAGCCCAUCGCAAUUGUUGGUGUUAGCUGUAGACUCCCUGGAGGUGCUUCAUCACCUUCGAAAUUAUGGGAUUUACUUGAAGCCGGAAAGUCGGCGUGGGGCCCGUUCCCAUCAAAUAGAUUCAGCCAUUCAGGUUUUCACAGUCCAUUCGGGCUCAAAAACGGAACUACAAAUACGAACGGCGGUCACUUCCUAGAAGACGAUAUUGCUGCAUUCGAUGCUGCAUUCUUUGGAAUUCGGCCCAUGGAAGCAACUGCUAUCGACCCUCAGCAACGGCUUCUGCUCGAAGUUGCCUAUGAAGCUUUCGAAAAUGCUGGCAUUACAAGUGAACAAGUAUGGGGAUCAAAUACUGGAGUCUAUGUUGGCCAGUGGACAUCCGACUAUAAUGAGGUCCUCAGUCGUGACACGAAUUUCCCUGCUUUCUAUCAGACAACAGGCACUGGCCCUGCUAUAUCUUCGAACAGAUUAUCCUAUUAUUUUAACAUGAAGGGACCAAGUUUCACAGUGGACACCGGUUGUUCUGCAAGUAUGGUCGCCUUACACUCGGCUGUUCAAAGUCUUCGCACGGGAGAAACAGACCGCAGUUUUGUGGCAGGUGUCAACUUGACAUUGGAUCCCCAGAGAUAUACAUACCAAAGUCAGCUCAAGAUGUUCUCAAAAGAGGGAAAAUCUUUCCCAUUUGAUGAAAGAGCGAAUGGAUAUGGGCGAGGAGAAGGCUGUACUGGUGUCGUUCUCCAGACAUUAUCCAGUGCACUCAAAGAGGGGAAACCAAUUCGAGCCAUAAUACGAAAUUCUGUCCUCAAUCAAGAUGGACGGACUCCUGGAAUCAGUGUACCGAGUGGUCUUGCGCAAUCUGCUGCUAUCCGCAAAGCUUACGCUCAAGCUGGUAUCAAUUUACUAGAUGUUGACUAUGUAGAAGCUCAUGGUACAGGUACCAAGGUCGGCGAUCCAAUCGAAGCAAAAGCAAUUGCUGAUGCGUUGUCUUCUUCAAGGGAUGAGGAGAACCCUCUCUUGAUUGGUUCUGUCAAAGGAAAUGUUGGGCAUUUGGAAAGUGCUGCUGGCCUGACGGGCUUAUUGAAGGGUCUAUUGAUGCUUGAGAAAUGUCUGGUGCCUCCUCAGGUAAACUUUGAGCGCGCGAAUACUACAAUACCAUUGAAGCAGUUGAAAUUAAGGGUAAGCACUUAUGACGAACAGUUACCCCUUCGUGACCUUCGAAGAAUCUCUAUCAAUUGCUUUGGCUAUGGUGGCACAAACGCUCACGUUAUUCUCGACUCUGUCGAUUCAUUUUUUGCUCCUCCUUCACCAUUGACAGGACGAAUCAAAGCGCCAUCGAAGCCCGAAAAGUCCGCUAGGAGCAGAAUCUUUAUUCUAAGUGCUGAGACUGAAAAGUCUGUUCAAGUUUCGGCGCAAAAAAUGGCCGAAUAUCUCAAAAGCAAAUCUGGAUAUACUGUAAAUGCUGACAUCUGGCUGAACAAUCUCGCAUAUACCCUUGGGAGGAGAUCACUUUUUGGACACCGAGCUGGAGUGGUGGCAUCCGCAGUGGAUGAACUCAUAGUUCAGUUAGAGGACUUGUCCCAGCAAGCAGUUCCCAGGCGGGAUACGAAGGGACAGCGCCGCAUCGGCUUCGUAUUUAGCGGACAAGGUGCACAGUAUGCCGGCAUGGGAAAAGAAUUGCUUGGGAACUUUCCAGCUUUUAGUAACUCGCUCGAGCGUGCUGGAAAAUGCUUGACAGAUAUUGGUUGUUCGUGGGAUCUAAUCUCCGAAUUGUUGAAACCGGCCGAAGAAACACGUGUCGAUGAACCGGAAGUUGCUCAACCAUUAUCGACAGCUAUCCAACUUGCCCUUGCCGAUACACUUGCAGAGCUGGGCAUCUUCCCAUCAUUUGUGGCCGGCCACUCCAGUGGUGAGAUUGCUGCAGCAUACUGUGCUAAAGCUAUCUCCUUUGACGAUGCGAUGACUGUGUCUUAUCACCGAGGUCGACUUGCCAGUACACUGCGCAAGAGGGUUUCUGAUCAUCCAGGUGGCAUGUUGGCUGUUGGCGAAUCUCCUGAAGUCGUUGCCGCUAAAAUCAAGGAGAUUGGAGAAGCUCAAACACGCCUUCGAAUCGCAUGUUUCAACAGUCCAUCCAGUGUGACUGUCUCGGGUGACGAUGACGCCAUUUUAUUACUGCAAGAAGUUUUGAGUGGUGCUGAUAUUUUCAACCGUAAAUUACGUACUGGAGGUGCAGCUUACCAUUCGCACCAAAUGGAUCUGAUCGAAAGUGAAUAUCGUAAAGCCUUGGAUGGUAUCAAGGGUGGAAAGACAGAUGUAUCCAUCGUGAUGGUCUCUUCUCUCACUGGCGAAGAUAUUGGAGAUACUGUUAUCGACAAAGACUACUGGGUCCAGAACCUUGUAUCUCCAGUGAAAUUUACCGAAGCAACAAGAAAACUAUGUCAGACUUGGUCAGGGCAGAAGAGACUGGAUCUUCUUCUUGAACUGGGUCCUCAUUUCCAGCUUGGUGGUCCGAUUUCACAAACGCUCCGUACUCUUCGGGGAGAUUCAGCUAAGAUUCCUUACACGGGAACUCUCAAGAGAGGGACAAAUGCUGAAACAACCAUUUUCUCAGCUCUAAGGACUUUAUUCUUGGAAGGCUUCCCAGUCAAACUUGAUCUUGUCAAUAAUGGGUUUGAUUCAACAACUGCUAACAAGCUUGUAACUGAUGUUCCUUCUUACUCCUUCGACCAUAGCCGGACAUUCUGGCACGAGAGUCGUAUCUCUAAGGCUUAUAGAUACAGGAAGAACAUACCACAUGACCUACUAGGAACGAUGGGGGGUGAUUAUAACAGCGUUGAGCCUCGAUGGCGUAAAUUCAUCCGCUUGGAUGACCUUCCUUGGUUACGAGGACACAUCGUUCAAGGUCAAGUCGUGUUCCCGGCUGCAGGUUACCUUGCUAUGGCCAUUCAAGCUAUGAAAGAGCAAAUAUUGGAUGAAAAUCCGGAUGCGUCUAUCAAGAAUUAUAAACUUCGCAACGUUAGCUUUGGGAUGGCAUUGGUUCUGUCGGAAGGGAUCGAAAACCUCGAGCUUAAUUUCUCACUGAGACCACAAGUGCACUCAGCACGAAAGUCUUCCAAGACGUGGAAUGAGUUCCGUGUUUUUACAGUGACUGCCGAUAACUCUUGGACAGAACACUGUCGUGGUUUAGUCCAUGUUGAAUUGGCGAGUGAAGGUGAUAUGAAUAGGGUCAUCUCAGCUCAAGAUCAGGACUUACACGCACAGUUGCUCCAGUUUGGGAAAUAUAUAAACCCAAAGAAACUGUACUUUCUGGCAAAGGACUUGGGCCUCGACUGGGUAAGUCCAUUUGACAACGUGAUUGAUGUCAAGACAACAAACGGUGCAGCUAUAUCCACCGUCAAGCCAUCAGAUCAGGAUGCAACACCAUAUCUUAUUCAUCCAGCUGUCUUGGAUGCCUGUCUAUUCCACAGUCUUUAUGCUGUUCUCAUUUUCGAGGAUAACUUCAAGGAGACUGUUGUACCCACUUUCAUUAAGACUCUGAAUGUAGCGGGCAAUCUGGGAGACCUCUCGACGAAGAACUUGACGUGUUUUGCAAGAAGAACCACUGGCCAACUCACCUACGAUAUUGGUAUUUUUGACAAAGAGGUAGAACCUGCAACCGUUUUUCUUCAAGCGUCUACAGUUACAGCGACCAGACUCCCAGGGCUUGUACCUGUUGAAGAAGGCUCCCGCGAUCUUAUCCACUCCAUUGAAUGGGUCACAUAUAUGCAAAGCUUGACCAAAAAUCAAAUUAAAAGAUUUAAAGAGGGACUGGAAAAGGUGGACUCUGUCAUGGACAGAAACAAUAGAUUAGAUGCACUAGCCAUGUCUUACAUACAACAAGCACUGAAAGAGGUCUCUCCAGAGGAAGUCGGAGAAGGGCAUCUGAAGCACUGGUAUGCCUGGAUGAGAACCCACGCAUAUGAUAGUUUUGACACUACUGUCCUAGCUGAGGCAAUGAUGGAUGAAACCAUCGGUGGUCAAGCACUUCGAAGACUUGGGCCUCACUUGCCAGACAUCCUUCGAGGCAAUGCUCAUCCUCUGUCAUUCAUGAGAGAGGAUGGCCUGUUAGAAAAGGUCUAUCUCGAAGAACGAUGCAUUCGAUGUUAUGAUCAGAUUGCAGCUUACUGUGCCGAGUUUGGUCGACAGGCACCGGAUAUGAAGAUUCUCGAGAUAGGAGCAGGAACAGCAUCGGUUACGUUACCAUUGUUGGAGAAGAUCAAGUCAGAUGAUAGGGUUCUGGCCUCACGAUAUGAUUUCACUGACAUUUCGGCUGGCUUCUUCCCUGCAGCAAAAGAACGUCUGGCUGAAUACGAAAAUGUGGUUAACUAUCAAGUUUUAAAUGCUGAGAACGAUCCCGUCGAACAAGGAUUCUCUGCAAAUAGUUAUGAUAUCGUUGUCGCCUGCAACGUGAUUCAUGCUACCUCAAAUAUUGAGACGGUGUUGAAAAACGUACGAUCAUUGCUUCGACCUGGUGGUAAAUUUAUUCUGAUGGAAAUCACAUUGAAUCAACUCUACUACAACAUGUUUUACGGAGCAUUCUCUGGAUGGUGGAGUGGCUACGAUGAGGGCCGUACGAUGUCCCCUUUACUCAGCAUUCCUCAGUGGAAGGAUAAACUUUACAAGACAGGCUUUGAACAAACAGAACCCAUGUUCAACGAUUAUGAACGGAAGGAUGGAGGUACAAUCAGUGUAUUUGUCGCGCAUGCAAACGAGACACACAAAUCUGAAGCAGUCAAUUCUGCGGUGGACAUCGUUGGCCUCUCUCCUGAUGAUAAUGUUGCCGGUCGUCUGUCAAAGACACUGAAGGAAUUGCUUUCUAAUCAAGACAUUCUCCCAACCAAUCUUCAGGCACUAGGCCAGAGCGAUACUGUCUCUAUCUUCCUUCCGGAAGUCUGCGAUCUUCUCGCAGGAUCACUGGAUGAAGAGCAGUGGAAGUCGCUGAAAGAGCGGAUCACCACGUCAAGAGCAGCUCUUUUCAUCACACAAGCAAGACUUUCGGAGUCUACCAGGCCAGACGGCACUGUCAUUAACGGCUUCCUUCGCUCGCUCCGCAUGGAACAUCACGAAAUACGGCUUAUCUCCCUAGAGAUCAGCGCCGAAGGCACUGUAGACAGUGUCGCAGAUGUGAUUGCGGAGGUACUUUGUAGUCCAUCAUUUGAUCUCGAUGCUGUUGCUGGUGACGUUGAGUCGGAAUAUCGGGAAAGAGACGGUCAGCUCUAUGUGCCUCGAGUUAUUGCUCAACGUGAGAUGAGCAAAUUUGUCCACAGUUCUCUAGGAAAAUCCCAACCCACAGGAUCGUCUUUCCUCGGACACAAUAGAGUCCUUACAGCAGAGCUCGCCAUUCCUGGGUUACUAGAGACAGUCAGAUGGAGGGACGACCCUGAAGCUAUUGGACCGCUAGAUCCGGACCAUAUCAAAAUCAGGCUGGGUGCAGCCAGUAUCAACUUCAAGGACGUUCUUAUUGCCUCCGGCCAGUUGGAAGGUAUCAACCAGAUGCAAAAUGACUGCUCCGGUACUGUCGUGGAGGUUGGAGCAAAUAUGAGAAAUCGGUACAAGCCCGGCGACCGUGUGUGUGCUCUUUACUCUCGUUCAUACACCAAUUAUCCCAUUGUUCAUGGUGACUGCUGUCAUCUUAUUCCUGACACACUGUCGAUUGAAGAAGCAGCAUCCCUUCCAAUUGUUUGGAUCACCGUCUACUAUUCAAUCAUUGAUAUGGGUAAACUAAAAAAGGGCGAAAGUGUGCUUAUUCACUCUGGUGCUGGAGCUGUUGGUCAAGCUGCCAUUAUGCUGGCGAAAUACCUUGGCGCAAAGAUCUUUGUGACUGUCGGGAGUGACGCGAAGAAAGAAUUCCUCAUGGAGAAAUUUGGUAUUCCUGAGGAUCACUUCUUUUCAAGCCGUAACACAUCUUUCUACGAAGAAAUUAUGCAAAUCACAGGUGGCCAUGGUGUUGACGUGGUCCUCAACUCCUUGAGUGGUGAGAUGUUCCGCGAGUCGACUAACGUUGUCGCACCCUUUGGACGAUUUGUCGAGAUUGGUCGUAAAGACCUGAUGGAUGACGCUUUAAUGCCAAUGGAGUUCCUUCUUAAGAAUGUGACCUUUUCCUACGUCGACAUGGCCCUCGUCAUUGCAAAGGCCAAAACACUCGCUCAACGUGUGCUUCACGACGUUAUUGAGUUGAUCAUUGCUGGUGCUAUUAGCCCUGUCUCUAUUAUGACAAUGCCGAUUUCGAAGCUCGAGGAUGCUUUCCGUCUGAUACAAGCCGGCAAGCACAUUGGAAAAGUGAUCCUGACCGUAUCAGAAGACCAAAGAGUAAAGAUUAUUCCUCCUCGCCCAGAGUUAGCAAAGCUAAAACAAGACGCGACCUACAUCGUCGUGGGAGGCCUUGGUGGUCUUGGAAAGCAGAUUGUCAAGUGGAUGGCCGAAAGAGGCGCAAAGAACAUCGUGACAUUUUCCCGCUCCGGUACCCUGAACGAGCAGACAUUGGCUUUGAUCGACUCUGUAAAAGAAUUGGGAACUACUGUUUACGUCAAGAAGUGCGACGUAGGCGAUAUGGAUCAGUUGAGACGAGUUAUGGCCGAACUGAAAGACAACCUGCCCCCAAUUCGUGGUAUAGUACAGUCGGCAAUGAUUCUCGAGGACUCUGUGUUCGAUGAGAUGACAUUUAAGCACUGGUUGGACGCUGUCAACCCUAAGGUAGAAGGUACCUGGAACCUUCACAAGGCUUUGCCAUCAAAUCUUGACUUCUUCAUCAUGUUGUCCUCCGCUGUUGCUGUUGCUGGUAACGUGGGUCAAAGCAACUACUCUGCAGCCUGCGCUUUCCAGGAUGCUCUUGCUCAUUACAGAACCUCUCGUGGUCUACGUGCCCACUCCAUCAAUGUGGGCGCAAUUGUCGAAAUUGGUUAUGUGAGCGAAAAUCCAGAGGUUGCUGCAUCCCUGCGUCGACAAGGUAUGGGCACUACAUCCGUGUAUGAAUUCCUUGCCCAUCUCGAUCAAGUUAUUUCCAACCCUAUUGCAUGUCAGCCUGGUCACUGCCAAACAUCAAUUGGGUUGGUCCCAUCUGGGGACGAACUUGGGCUUGGAGAAAGUGUCUGGAUGGAAGAUAUGAAAUUUACCCAUGUGCGUAGACAAGGCUCAUCUCAAAUUCAAAUCUCCGGAGCAACUUCAGAUGUGAUAACCGAACUUCGUUCAGUAGGCACGCCUGAGGACGCAGUUGAAGUCAUUUGUCAGGCAAUUUUGAUCCAGUUGAGUAAAGUCACCGCACUGCCCGCGGAGCGUCUCAGCCGUGGUGAAAGUUUGGAUACCUAUGGCGUUGACUCACUUGUUGCCGUUGAGCUUAGAAACUGGAUUGGCGCUUACUUACAAGCGAACGUGCCUCUACUAGUCUUGAGAGGUACUGGAAGCAUUCAGGAGUUGGCAGAGAUGUCACCAAAGAGUCCCGGCUCGUGGAGGAUUCCUUAAAGCCGAAGACUGUGUUGAAGGAGUGAUGAUAAAUGGUUAUGAUUAGUAUUGUUUGAUUGUUUUUAUUUGUACUAGGCCGUAUACUUAGUUUCUUUCUUCCAC